ACACACACACACACACACACCCCUUAGGUUGUACAUUUUGUGAUUGCACAUUACUGUCCCUUUUUUCUGGACUUAAAAAUAAACCCUCAUAUCCUGUUAGAAACAGCGGGGCGUUGCGUAACCCGUGUAAACAUGAGCACGUGGAGAGCAAAGUGGGAAGCUCGAGAAGGAGGAGAAGAAGAAGAAGAAGGAGGACGAGAACAUAACGAUUUCGCCAUUCCGAGCGGAUGUGCAUGUUUUCUGUGCUGAAACGCGCUCAUUUCCGUCGGGCACGAGCUCGAACGGAAGUCCCAGGUUUACACUCCUACAGGUGCCCAACUGUUUACCGAAACCACCCGGGACCUUUCCUCCCCGCCUUACAGCGUCACUCCUGCAGGGACCGAGAUUUAACACCGAGCUGGAGAGGAACACUGAUUCGGUGUCUCGGCAUGGCAAGCGGACCCAGUUUGAUUUUGGCACUUCUUAAUCUUUGCAUCUGUUUUCUGCUGGCAGAAUCUACUUCAUGCUUCAUUAAAGGUGAUGAAGCCUAUUGUGCCCUGAAAAACCUGUAUAAGGUGCCAGUUUUGCCUCCCUAUAUAACUUACUUGGAUCUAACCUUAAAUUACAUUAGUGAAAUCCAUGAGAAAUCCUUCUAUGGUUUGGAAGCGCUACAAAUCCUACUGAUCCAGCAACAGGAAAGACGACUUGUCUUGAGAAAUAAUGCCUUUAGUGGACUGUCCAAUCUGGUACUACUUGAUCUGGCAUACAACAACGACCUACAAGUGGAUCCAGGAGCAUUUAAUGGAUUAUUCAACCUUCGGGUACUCAAUCUUACAGAGUGCAAGUUAAAUGGCUCUAUUCUUUCAGGAGACUACCUGAGACCUCUGGUGUCGCUGGAGCAGCUUUCACUAUCUGGAAAUAAUAUACUUAAAAUCCGUCCCGCAUCUUUCUUCGUCAACAUGAGCAAACUGCAUAUCGUAGACAUCUCUCGUAACUGGAUUAACAGUUUUUGUGAAGAAGAUUUGUUCCAUUUCCAGGGGAAACACUUCACUCUCCUCAAACUGCACGAUAUCAAAAUGACUGACAUGACUCCGUAUUGGUCUGGAUGGAAUAAAUGUGGAAACCCGUUCAAGAACAUGUCUAUGACGCUGCUUGAUUUGUCUCAAAACAGCUUCAGCGUUGACGUCGCAGUGCUGUUCUUCAAAGCAAUCAGAGGAACCAAAAUUCACACUCUGAUCCUUAAUCACAGCGGCAGCAUGGGAAAGGGAGUUUGGUACAACAACCUGAAAGACCCAGACCAGAACACAUUUAUGGACCUGUCCGAGAGUGGCAUUAAGGCUCUGGAUUUGUACAGAGAUGGAAUUUUCGCUCUUAAAAAUUCGGUUUUCCAUCAUAUGCCAGAUCUGGAGGAAAUCUCAUUAGCUGCUAAUUUAAUCAACCAAAUUGAAAGAGAUGCUUUUUAUGGACUGGACAAUUUAAGAAUGCUCAUACUGUCUCAUAACCUUUUGGAUAAAAUUGAUUCUGGAACAUUUGAGAAUUUACGAAGUCUUGAGACACUGGAUUUAUCUAAUAAUAACAUAAGAAUACUUGGGUCUGAGUCAUUUCAAGGACUGCCCAAUCUAGCUCACCUAUUUCUGUCUGAAAAUUCAUUACAAUCCCUGCAUACACUGGCGAAUCUUCCCAAACUUACAGUAAUUUACUUAGAGAGUAACAAAAUCACAUCCCUGCAUGGUCUUCCAAGCCAAGCAAGAAACACCACAACAAUUGAUUUGCGGAACAACAGAUUAAAUAAUGCUUCAAACUUCUACACCAUAUUAGUGGAAUUCCCCAAUAUUGAAAUGAUUUUUCUUGGAGGCAACGUGUUUUCAUGGUGUGUUCUUAAUGCUAACUAUUCUGUUUCACCUUCAAACAAGGUACAAUUUCUCGACCUUCAAGGUACCGGCUUGCAGAACCUCUGGUUACAAGGACGGUGUCUCGACAUGUUUGACCACCUUCACCAGCUGCAGACGCUUCUUCUUCGAAAUAACUUCAUGCAGUCACUUCCAGAAAACAUUUUCAAGGGACUCACCUCUUUGUAUCAUUUAGAUUUAUCCUUCAACUCUCUAACCUAUAUACCUAAUGGCAUAUUUCCUAAAAGUCUGGGGAUGCUCAAACUUGCUUACAAUCAUCUCGGUUCUGUAGAUCCACAAGCCUUCAGCACGCUGACAUUCAUCAGUCUGCAUGGGAACCACUUUCUCUGUGCUUGCGGUCUGAGAGACUUACAGACAUGGUUAAAUCAGACAGAUGUGCAGCUGUCUUACCCUGCUGAGGAACUGAUGUGUGAGUUUCCCGAAGCGCUAAGAGGGAAGCCUCUCCUGCAUGCUAAACUAUGUGAGGACGAAGAGGACGAGAAGAGCAUCGAGGAGCUGAAGCUCACACUUUUCAUCUGCUGCACCGUACUUACUAUACUGACCACAACAGGGGCUAUCGUAUUUGUCCGGCUGCGUGGCUACUGCUUCAAGCUUUACAGAAAGGUGUUUGUUAGAUUCGUGGAGGGAAGCUCGAAAUUGCCCGAUAAGGAUGACUUCAUGUACGACGUCUACUUAUGCUUCAGUUCCAAAGACAUGAAAUGGGUGACAAAGGCACUGUUGAAAAAGCUAGACACACAGUUCUCUGAUCAAAACGACUUACGUUGCUGCUUUGAGGCACGGGACUUCAUACCAGGAGCCGAUCAUCUAUCUAACAUGCGCAACGCAAUCUGGAAGAGUAAGAAAACGUUAUGCGUCUUGUCCAGAGAGUUCCUUAAGGAUGGCUGGUGCUUGGAGGCCUUCAAUCUGGCCCAGACCAAGAUGGAGAAAGAGGUCCGGGAUGUCUUACUGGUGCUUCUAGUGGACAACAUACCACAUUACAGGUUGAUAAAAUACGAACCGGUCAGAACCUACAUCCAGACCAGGAGGUACCUCUGCUGGCCAGAGGAUAGCCAGGACUUGGAGUGGUUUUACAACCAUCUUAAGCAAAGUAUAUUAAAAGACACCAAAAUCAAGCAAGUGAAAAAAGACGUUGAAACAAACCACAACGUGACAAACUGUGAAGCAGUAACUGCUUUUUAAUCCAUGGAUAUAUCAGUGGAAAGAUAUACCAAAAACAUGGUAACACAUAACGUCGUGAAUGUAUUAGUUACUAGAUGAAUGUACCUAUAAAACAGGCAGAUUAAUGUGUACUGAAGAUACAGUAUAUCACUUAGAUAAGAAUCAAAACAUGGGGGUUUUUUAUUUGGGGUGUGAUGUAACAAUAAUAAUCAUUUUUUAUUUACCGACUUACCGUUGAAACUCUUAAGUGGAUAGUGUUUUAUUCCUCUUAUACCACAGCAAUUUGCCGGUGCUUUUUAAAAAAAAAAAAAAAUCCACAUACAAUUACGGUUAAUUUUGCGGAACAUCCUGUUUAUCACCUCCAUCGCCAGCCCCUCUUUUUUCCUCUAAGUUAAUAAGACGAAUAAAUAAAUAAAUAAACCGCAGCUUAUCACGCUGAAAAAUCACAAAGUGUCGAGACACAAAGAUGUCCGAAAACCUGAAACUUUACCUCUCAAUGUUCUGACACUGGAGACUCCUUCCAUAAAUAUUAAAUACAAGACCCUGUGUAAGAUGUUACUAUAUACACUAUAAAGUGUUAGAAAGAGUGCGUUAAUAUAAACCUGUGAUUUGCAGAUGCAUUACUGUCAGGACCGCUGGCCGUUGUGAAAACAACAGUAGAAACGAAUCAAUACUUUCUUAUCAGUUUAGAGAAGUCAAAAGCACUGUGGUGUACCAAAUGUUUAACUACAGUCUAGUGAAACAUCUACAAAUUUGGACAUUUUUGUACUUACCCCAAGUGUAGUUCUUUUGUGUUAUCCAACCUUUAUGUACUGUUCAACCGCACAGCUUCAGGGUAUCUAUGUUAAGAAAUAAUGGGCUUUUUUUUGCAGCAUUGUGGGACAAUUUUGGCCCAUUCCUUUCGGCAAAUUUUCUUCAAUUCCCCACAGUUACGAGAGUCUGCCUGAUGGACUUGCAAUUUUCAAAUCCUCCACAAAUAUUCAACGGCAUUUAAGUCAGUAGAUUGGCUAAGUCAUCCAAGCAACAUAACCUUCUUUAUUAGAAACCAUUUUUAAGUUACGUUGGCUGUAUAUUUGGGGUCGUUGUCCUGGUGAAAUACCCAUCUUCUCACCAGAUUCAGUUCACUGGCCUCCAUUCGUGUCUCCUUCAAUGAUGUAUAAUGCCCAAGUACCGAAACAGACCCAUAUCAUGAUUCUCCCACCUCCGUAUUUCACCGUAGGUAUGGUAUUCUUGGAUUCCUAAGUACAACCCUUCUUUUCUCUAAACAUGAUGUACCGAAGUAUUACCAAAGAGAUGUAUUGAAGUGCUUUAGUAAAAACGCCAAAUUGUGUGGAAUAAGUGUAUACACACAUCAUGACACAGGUGCAGAAUCGGUAUAAGCAAAAGUAUAAAAAAAAAGUAUCAAAUGUGAAUGUACACUUAAGGGUCCAAUUGUGUUUUUGUGAUUGCGCAACUUUACUUUCCCUGGUAAUUACAGGCAUAAAAGUUGUACACUUGACGUUACCAACCUGUAGCAAGCCUCCGAAAGUGCACUUCAAAACUUUUAUCGAGUUGAAGCUCUGUGUGAAACGUCUCCUUUUAACCUACUGUAAAAGCACUGUUGUUUUAAAGGCAUUCAUAGCAACCAUUGAUGAUUCCUUACUGUUUUUUACAUAUACAAUGAAAAUGCUGUGUUAACAGAGUGUGUUAUAAAUAUAUUCUUCAAUUCAAUUCAGUUUGAUUUGUGUAGCGCUUUUAACAACGGAUAUCGUCUCGAAGCAGCUUUACGUAAACAUAUAAACACAGGAUGGAGAUUUUAAGUGUGUGAGUUUAUCCGUAUCGAGCGAGACGGUGGUGACGGUGGUGAGGAAACACCAUCUGAGAUGAUAUGAGGACGAAACCUUGAGAAGAACCGGACUCAGACGGGAACCCGUCCUCAUCUGGGGAACGACGGAUAGUGUGAGAGUAAAAGAAAGUUCAUUAUGGGUUUUAUAUGAAGUCUGUUCGUUGAACUAGUCCACUGUUCACUAAAGGAGACUUGAGUGUAAAACCGCAUGUGGUGAUUGCAGUCCCAAGGCCAUCGCUGCAACCACAGCGAGAACGUCCAUGUGGAAUUGAGGUCCGAAACCAUCUCCAUGGUACUUCAUCAAUGAGUUACAUGUGUUUUUAACUUCUUUUCCAAAAGUUACAAAUAAUCUUAAGCAUCAUAGUCGGAUAAGUAAAGCGACACGUUUACCAACAUUUAAAUGUACACGAUAAGACCUUACCCAAAAUGUAGUGGAUCAGAUAUGUUUUGUGUCCAUAGUUUGAAGCAACCUGGCUAACGUAGCUAAUACAUAAGAGGAACGUGUAGUCUUUAGUGUUGCAUUGUGGCAACUUAGUCAGCUUUACGAUGGUAUUCGGUGUCUCAAACGGAUUUGCUAAUGUGUUUUCUGACACCGUGUUCUCUAUAAACGUGGACGGCAGGAUGUUGCAGAGCUGCAAGCAGUUUUAUGUACAUCUGGAAGCCAAAGCACUUUCUGGUUCAGCACGUAGUUUGAUGUCACUCAGCCUAAAGUCGGAAGUGCUUCAGAUGAUAAUACUAGUUCCAUAAUAAACAAUGCCCUCUGAGGUGAACGUUUAAUGAUUUACACACGAACGAUGCAAAGCUGGAGGUUUUACUCGUUAACUACAAUCCCUUUCAUAACGGAAGGGAUUGUAGAAAGAAGGAAGUUCUUGCAAGGUAUUCGGUAUGGCUUCCGAAGCUCUAGUGUUGCAAUGCUUGUGUUGCAACAGCAGGCCAGUCUAAGAAAAUCUGUCCUGACACAAGAACACCCAUGUAAUCACACGUACACGAUUAG
This is a messenger RNA of Ictalurus furcatus (blue catfish), 5866 nucleotides long. RefSeq names its product toll-like receptor 5. Gene Ontology annotation, cellular component: membrane. NCBI's taxonomy places the organism in Eukaryota, Metazoa, Chordata, Actinopteri, Siluriformes, Ictaluridae. Gene Ontology annotation, molecular function: protein binding; transmembrane signaling receptor activity. Gene Ontology annotation, biological process: toll-like receptor signaling pathway; immune response; inflammatory response. The record is from RefSeq and is a predicted model, not a curated record. The coding region runs from base 228 to 3068 and encodes 946 amino acids. The transcript is spliced from 2 exons.